CCCGCAUCCCCAACCCUCCCAGAGCCGCUUUCUCCUUUGACACCCGUUGACGCUUUCGCCCAGCUCUAAAAGCCGCCCCCGUCCUUCCUCCCUUCUUCUCCAUAACCUUCCCCCCCCCCACCCCCGACAGCUUUUCCCAAAUAAUACCAGCAGCCAUUUCAUCUCCACCAAAGUAGAUACAUACAUACACACGCGCGGGCGCGCGGACACACACACACACACACACACACACACACGCAAACCAAACAAAAAAAAAUAUAAUUAAAAAAUGGCAGAAAUGGAGAAAGAAGGGAGACCUCCAGAAAAUAAAAGAAGCAGGAAGCCGGCUCAUCCCGUGAAAAGGGAAAUCAAUGAAGAGAUGAAGAAUUUUGCAGAAAACACCAUGAAUGAGCUCCUUGGCUGGUAUGGUUAUGAUAAGGUUGAAUUAAAAGAUGGAGAAGAUAUUGAAUUCAGGAAUUACUCUACAGAUGGAGAGAGCCGACAGCACAUUUCUGUUCUCAAAGAAAAUUCUUUGCCAAAAACAAAAUUACCUGAAGACAGUAUUAUGUCACCGUACAAUAUAAACACAAACUAUCCAGGGCUUACCACAGGAAAUGGAAUCUCAGACUCACCAGCAGGAUCAAAGGAACAUGGCAAUGUACCCAUUAUUGUACCAUUAAUUCCACCACCUUUUAUAAAGCCACCAGCAGAAGAUGAUAUAUCAAAUGUACAAAUCAUGUGUGCCUGGUGCCAGAAAGUGGGAAUCAAACGCUAUUCUCUGAGUAUGGGGAGUGAAGUGAAAUGCUUCUGCAGUGAAAAAUGCUUUGCAGCUUGCCGGAGAGCAUACUUCAAAAGAAACAAGGCUAGAGAUGAAGAUGGACAUGCUGAAAAUUUUCCCCAGCAGCACUAUGCUAAGGAAACUCCAAGACUUGCCUUCAAGAAUAACUGCGAACUACUUGUGUGUGACUGGUGUAAGCACAUAAGACACACAAAAGAGUAUCUGGAUUUUGGGGACGGGGAAAGAAGGCUUCAAUUCUGCAGUGCAAAAUGUCUCAAUCAGUACAAAAUGGACAUUUUCUACAAAGAGACACAGGCCAAUCUUCCAGCUGGACUCUGCAGCACAUUACAUCCUCCAGUAGAAAAUAAAGCAGAAGGCACUGGGGUGCAGCUGCUGACUCCAGAUUCUUGGAAUAUAUCGCUAGCAGAUGCUCGGAGAAAGGCCCCAUCCCCUGUGUCUGCAGCUGGCCAAAUUCAAGGUCCUGGACAAUCCACGUCUACCACUGCCUCUCCGUCUGAUACUGCCAACUGCUCUGUCACUAAAAUCCCAACACCAGUUCCCAAACCUAUUCCCAUCAAUGAGAAUCCAAAUAUUCCACCGGUUUCUGUUCCACCACCUGCUAGUAUUGUGCCUCCAAUUGGUGUCCCACCUCGAAGUCCUCCCAUGGUGAUGACAAACCGUGGACCAGUUCCCUUGCCCAUAUUCAUGGAGCAGCAAAUUCUGCAGCAGAUUCGUCCACCGUUUAUUCGAGGGCCACCUCAUCAUGCGUCAAAUCCAAAUAGCCCUCUGUCCAAUCCAAUGAUUCCUGGAAUUGGCCCACCACCGGGUGGUCCUAGAAAUAUGGGACCCACUUCCAGUCCAAUGCAUAGGCCAAUGCUUUCCCCUCAUAUCCAUCCUCCAACGACUCCAACCAUGCCUGGAAAUCCUCCAGGCUUACUUCCCCCUCCACCGCCAGGAGUUCCUUUGCCCAGUCUGCCAUUCCCUCAUGUAAGCAUGAUGCCAAAUGGUCCUAUGCCCAUGCCACAGAUGAUGAACUUUGGUUUGCCAUCUCUUGCCCCAUUAGUGCCACCACCAACCCUUUUAGUGCCAUAUCCUGUUAUUGUUCCACUUCCUGUCCCAAUACCAAUUCCAAUCCCCAUUCCUCACAUUAAUGAUUCCAAGCCCCCAAAUGGCUUCUCAAGCAAUGGGGAAAGCUUCAUUCCAAAUACACCCAAUGACACAACAGGGGCUAAGCCAACAAGUAACUCUGUGUCCCCGAGGAAUUCUAAACAAGGCCCUUCCAAACCUUCUGAUUCAUCACCAAGCUGCUCAGGCCAGUCCUUAAAUCAAACCCAAGUGCAUCAGCAGCACAGUAAAAAUGAAGUUGUUGAUUUGACUGUGAGAUCGACUAGUCCUGUGAACAACAAGUUUGGUUUUCCUACAGUACUACAGGGACCACAGGAUGGUGUGAUAGACUUAACUGUAGGUCACAGGUCUAGACUACACAAUGUUAUCCACAGGGCUUUGUAUGCUGAAGUCAAAGUUGAACAUGAAUCUAGCAGUGUUGUGAAUCUGACUUUGGGGAGCUCAGAGAAAAGGAACUGCAGUGACUGCAGAAAAAAUUGCAGCCCCACCGAAACAAAGACAUUACCGGGUGGUGAUCCACCUCACUGCGGCUCCCUCCCAGUUGCCUCUGGCACUCCAGAAAAUGCUGCUGCUGCAGCCUGCAAUGUCAUUGUGAAUGGCACAAAAGGCCCCGAGGUUUCUAAGAACUCAGAAACCCCCCAAGAGCAGAAAAAGACUCCACUUCAACCCUGUUUGCUGGAGGAGCUGCCAGUGAGUGAGCUGGAAUCUGUUAAGGAGAAUAACUGUACAUCAAACUGUCGCCGAGAAGGAGAGUCUGGUAAGAAGACGGGGGAAGAGUCUUUGUUUGGGGGAGACAAACAAGAUCCCAACCUUAACAAUCCAGCCGAUGAGGAUCAUGCGUAUGCUUUGCGGAUGCUACCCAAAGCAGGCUGCGUCAUCCAGCCUGUACCCAGACCAGCGGACAAGACUGCUAUUGGACCCUGCAUUAUUUCAACACCAAUUCUCAGCACAGGGCCAGAAGAUCUAGAGCCCCCACUGAAAAGGAGGUGUCUCCGAAUUCGAAAUCAGAAUAAGUAAAGGAAUGCUGAUAUUGACAGGGUACCUUGCAUGGAGAAAGGGAGCAGAGCAAUCAGUGCUACUUUACCAGACAACACCAGCUGGUCCACUCGCCACCAUAUCUGGUCAGACAUCAAGAAAACAAAGCCAUUUCCCAUCAUUUCUUUCAGAGGGAAGGCUAAAACCCUAGGGUGCCUUUGGGUCAGGAGACUGUAAGCACAUCAUGGACCCCUCAAAAGUACUCUCAGCAUUCCAAUGACCACACCCCCUUCUCCCUAAACCUUUGGUUUUUUGCCGAUGGAGGAUUUUCCUCUGAUUCUAAAGCCACAUGGACCAAUGUAUGUACUUUUUUUCCCCCUCAUAGACUUCAAGGUUCAAAUAUUUGAAGGUGGAUGAUGAAAUUGAUCCCCAC
This is a messenger RNA of Pseudonaja textilis, 3290 nucleotides long. It is a transcript of the gene SOBP, whose product is annotated as sine oculis binding protein homolog. Lineage: Eukaryota; Metazoa; Chordata; Lepidosauria; Squamata; Elapidae. Gene Ontology annotation, biological process: inner ear morphogenesis; animal organ development. The record is from RefSeq and is a predicted model, not a curated record. Gene Ontology annotation, cellular component: nucleus.